CAAAAAUAGAAACAGCAAGAGAAACAAGAAAUCAAAAUAUCCAAUCUAAGCUCAAGAGUAAAAAUAAAAAAAUAAAAUAAAGCACAAGAAUGGAUGCUAUUCAACAAGUAGGAUUUCCAGUUCUAGGAAUUAUAGCAGCAGCAGCUGUUACAUUUUAUGUAGUCAGCUUUUCAGAGAUUAGAGAGAAAUCUUUUAGAGAUUUUGAAGAUGCUGAAGAAUCUGAAAGUGGAGGAUUCAAAUAUGUUAGCUCUAGAGAAAGGAGAGCUAGAAGAAAAGCUGAUAAACAAAAACCCAAUAAAUCUUGAUUCUAUGUACUCCAUUCAUAUAUUAUCUAAUUUCUAGCUAUUGCAUUGCCUCCCAUACACUUAAAUUUUUAUGUUCCUUUAACCAAUUUGUAAGGUUUGUAUGAAUAUCUUGUUUGGUUUGGUAUUUGUUUUAGUCACUGGAAUUACCCUGCUGGAUGUGAAUUUUGGCUAAUUAAUCUC
Molecule: messenger RNA, 485 nt
Organism: Nicotiana attenuata
Lineage: Eukaryota; Viridiplantae; Streptophyta; Magnoliopsida; Solanales; Solanaceae
Exons: 2
Coding region: 90-305 (71 amino acids)
Source: RefSeq, a predicted model, not a curated record